Messenger RNA from Calidris pugnax (ruff), 5642 nucleotides. RefSeq names its product family with sequence similarity 199, X-linked (gene FAM199X). The coding region runs from base 11 to 1060 and encodes 349 amino acids. The transcript has 5 exons. Lineage: Eukaryota; Metazoa; Chordata; Aves; Charadriiformes; Scolopacidae. The record is from RefSeq and is a predicted model, not a curated record.
AGAUAGUUUUAUGAAGCUUAAAAGAACUAAGCAUUUUUCAGGACACAUGAUGCCAGUAUAUUUGCUGAUUUCUAUUUAUUUCAUCCUGUUUUGCAGGUGGAACUUGACGUCUUGCGGAACCAGCGUAGCCAGCUCAGAGUGCAGUGAGGAGCUGUUCUCAUCAGUUUCAGUUGGUGAUCAGGAUGACUGUUACUCGCUACUGGAUGACCAGGAGUUCACCUCUUUUGAUUUGUUCCCUGAGGGCAGUGUCUGCAGUGAUGUCUCCUCUUCUAUCAGCACAUACUGGGAUUGGUCAGACAGUGAGUUUGAAUGGCAGUUGCCUGGCAGCGACAUUACAAGUGGGAGUGAUGUACUUUCUGAUGUUAUACCUAGUAUUCCGAGCUCUCCCUGCCUACUUCCGAAAAAGAAAAACAAGCAUAGGAAUCUUGAUGAACUUCCAUGGAGUGCAAUGACAAAUGAUGAACAGGUUGAAUAUAUUGAAUAUUUGAGUCGCAAAGUUAGUACAGAGAUGGGCCUUCGAGAGCAACUUGAUAUCAUUAAAAUUAUUGAUCCUGCUGCUCAGAUCUCACCUACAGAUAGUGAAUUCAUUAUUGAAUUGAACUGUCUCACAGACGAAAAACUGAAACAGGUGAGAAACUAUAUCAAGGAACAUGGACCUCGUCAACGGUCUGCCAGGGAAAGCUGGAAGAGGAGUAGCUACAGUUGUGCAAGUACCAGUGGUGUGAGCGGUGCCAGUGCCAGCAGCAGCAGCGCCAGCAUGGUCAGCUCAGCCAGCAGCAGCGGUUCCAGCGUGGCUAACUCCGCUUCAAACUCGAGUGCCAACAUGAGUCGAGCGCACAGCGAUAGUAAUUUGUCCACAAGUGCUGCAGAACGAAUCCGGGAUUCAAAAAAACGCUCCAAGCAACGGAAACUACAGCAAAAGGCCUUACGCAAGAGACAGCUGAAAGAACAAAGACAAGCUCGUAAGGAAAGACUGAGUGGAUUAUUUCUUAAUGAAGAAGUGCUCUCUUUAAAAGUGACUGAGGAGGACCAUGAAGGAGAUGUGGAUGUUUUAAUGUGACAGGGGGGAAAUUAUCAGUGUUCUUUCUAAGCCUUAAGUGUAUUAUCCUUAUUGUUUACAUAUAUUUCUUGACCAAAUUUUGAUUAGUGCUAACAGUAUAAACCAGAUCUUUUCUCAAGCGUAAUUUUGGUAAGAAGGUCAAAGUAUUGAGUAACUUCAGCUUGUUGAGACUAAUGUUGCAACAAAGACUUCAGAAACUUAACUGACUUCUGAAAAGCUGCUGAAUAGAUACAAUUUUAAGGAAGUUGAACUUGGCUAACAUGCCAACUUACUUAAAGACCUAAGUCUAGGGGUGCUUUUGGAUGACACUAAGCAUGCAUUGCUAUGCUUCUGAUUUUUUUUUUUUUCCAACUUAAUAUUAUAUUUGCCUUGUUCGGUUUUCCUUCCCCAGUAUUAGGAAAUUUGUUUAGCAUGAGGGAAAAAUCUUUAGUUCUAUAGGGGUUUCUUCAGUCUUGCUCUUGGAUCAUACAAAAUCAAAAUACUGUGAUAGAUCCUUUUCUAGAAGUUGCGAUUUAACUCAACACAGAAAACAAGAAGCAGGACUUCUAAUGCAGGGAAUCUGUAACACAAUUAAUGCCUAAUAAUUUAGUUCUUUAGGAAGCAAUUAGAAUUCAAAAAAACUACUUGCAAGUUUAGUCUUCAGAAAGUUAUUUUACUGCUCAGUAUCUUAUAGCAUGAUUGUUACUGAUGGUUGAUCAGUACAUCCCUAGUAUUGCUAUGAAAAGAUUCAAAUGAAAACAUCUUUAUGUGUUGGAAGUACACUAAUCUGCAAUUAAGUUGUCCAGGAUACUACUUAAAAUAGUUAAAAAUGCUACUGGAAACUGAAGUGCAAACAAGCAUCAUACAAUGCUGGUCGCUCUUUUCCCCAGAAGCAUAUCUAAAUAGAUUCAUGUUGUUGGCAAGAGAACUUAAUUAAUGCAGCUGUGCUUUUUAAUUGUAUGUUUAGCUGAGGAUGUGUCUUCUGUGUGGGUUGUUACACCAUUACAUGUUACAGAAUUCUCCUUUUGUCUAUCUACUUUUGAAAUUUCUCUUGCUAAGAAUGAGGUAAAAUCGUGGCUUUCAGGUAGGGAGGUAAAAGUAGUUUAAACCUGCUUCCUAAUUCUGACAAUCUUUUUAAGGUGAUUUUUGUCUUUAUCUUGGAACCACUUCUUACAGAACUCCUUUUCCCCACAGCUGAGAUAAAAAUGAUACUUCUAAAUUUCAAUGUGAAACUUAAAAGAUCAUGAAAGUGUUUUCUAGUUCUGAGUUUAGAAAGUAAUUUUUCAUUAUCUUGAUGGUUCAUUACUUUCAUUUUGCUCUGGUGAACUAAGGAGUUUGGCAGUUCAGUGCGGCCACAGGUGCCUGUGAUCGCACGAUGUAGCCCAGUCCUGCAGAAUUGCAUGGUCAGCUCUGUAUAGGACUUCUCAGUCAUUGUGCAUGUCCUGCCCAGACUUACUAGCCCUGACAGCUGAAGUAUUUUUCUUUCAGAGGUGCCAUUCCUUGUAGCCUCAAAAUAAACCUACCAGUGAAAUAUCCGAACAAUGGCCUCUGAAAGGGCUUUGGUAAAUCAGUGAGGUCCAUAGUCAAACUAGUAUGCACCAACUUAGUCACUCUUACUGCUGCUAGACAACAGGUACCCAAACUUGGCCACUGAUUGAUUAAAAUCUAUGUAAUGUCACUUUAAACUGGAACGUUAGCAGUCCUGUGUGGCAAAUUAUUUGGCCACUAACGAGAAGUGACUGUUACCUGUCAGUAUUUGCUUAUACUGCACUAUAGCUCGUUGAUGGCUGCCUCCCUCCUGUAGAAACAAUACCCAAAACUUUUUAACAGUGUAUAAGUUACUGGGAAUUUAGAUUCACUUAAAUCUGGAGCUUCUUUUAAAAAUCUUAGGUGAGGAAAAAAUUGAAUUGCUGUCAAUUUGGCUAAUUUCAGAGGUGCAGUUGUUGAAUUUUUACAGCUUACCGUGGCUGUAAUGGAUGAAUUCAUUGUGAAACAUUAUUUUCUGCAGUGACUUUGAAAUGUGAAAUUUUUUUUGAAGAAAAAUGCAUACUUAGUACCAUAGAGACUUGAGACUCUGAAUUGAAUUGUAAGAAAGGUGCAAUAUCUCAGCAUGGUGGAGCAUGAAAUUGUGUCACUUCAUUUUGUUUCAGCAGCUCUUCAGAGUUUAAAAUUCCUCAGGCUUUGUUGAAAGAAGACCCUCUCAUUUUGAUGAGGUUUAGUUCUUUUUGGUCACCUGUCUGCAAGUGUCCAGAGAUCAUGAAAUGAGGGAGGAUAGGAUUUCCAUCUUGAUCUUAGUAUGAGCAUGUAAGUAUAAAUUUAUCCAAGUGAUUGGAUCGGUCCAGUUGCUCAUCUGUUACAUUGGAUGAAAAGGUCUUGGAUGCCCCAGUAGCUUAUUGUGCCAUCUGGGUACUUCAGUCACUUGUGUGCACAGUUAAAACAACAGAAGAGAGUGGAUUUCCAGGUGUUCCAUGGUAAUAAUUUAUAGCUCUGUAAUCUCGUAGUCCCAAAAAUGCUUAUGACCUAAGAAUAAAAACCUCUGAGUGUUCUGAUAAGACUGCAGGAUAACAUCUUGCUUACCUGAACGUUGUCUCUGCCAAGUACUUGGUAUCUCAGAGAAUCAGGCCUGAAGUAGCUGUGGGAUUCAAGAGUUCUCACAUAAUUAUAUGUGUUUGGGUGUUUUUCCCUUUUCUUUUCACAUCCCUCAUAGUUCUAAUGACACACUCAUUUUGUGGAGGGUGGAGGUGUUCUUGUCAGAUUCUUGUCUUUCCCUGCAAUAUGCUGUGUACUUACCCAGGGAUGUGGUUGAGUCGCCUCCCCGGAGGUAUUUAAACGACGUGUACAUGUGGUGCUUAGGAACAUGGUUUAGUGGUGGUUUUGGCCAUGUUAGGUUUACGGUUGGACUCGAUGAUCUUAAAGGUCUUUUCCAACCUAAAUGAUUCUAUGAAUUUGUAUUGGAUACCCAUGACACUAGUCAAACAGUUGGAAUUUUAGUUAAACCUGGUCUUGCUGAUUCGGGUGUUGGCCAUUGUGGCUACUGCUUUGUUUUACAGGAAGUUAUCUACAGAUUAUUUGGUUCAGAUAGAUAAAGAAGAGUAUCAGACUGCUAAAAUCAUGCAUUCUUAUUAGUGCUUUUUCAAAAAGAAUCAAAUCUCUGCUUUUUCUUCAUAGAUAAAAAAUGUCAAGCUUAAAAUCAAAAUUGAGAUAAACCGGAAAAAACUCAUAGACAUAUGGCUCCGUGGUACUGAAGCUGUGUGUCUAGGUGCUUUGUACCCACUGUAACAUGAAUGUAAUCAGUUUAUACUCUGUAAGUUUAACGGUUUGAUUCCAUGGUAACUAUUUCUCUAAAAAGGCUUAGAAGGAGCACUGAAAGUCUGAUUGCAAUAGGACUGUAAACAAUAGAGAACAUCCUUUUCUAAAAAUAUGAGGAAGAAAAUUAACUGCCUGACAAACCUGUCUAAUUUUCGUCUGUGUAUCUAAUGUCAUCCUCUGUCUCUGUUAAGAUAUUAUCUAUUUUUCUUUAUCUGGGAAACUGAGUAAAGAUGGAUAUAGUAUGCUUAAUAUGGAGUGCUUACUCAGAAGAGUAAGAAAAGUCUUUGCAAGGCUUUCCUGUGCUUGCUUAACUUUUAGUUCUCAUAUUGUGGUUUGAAACCUGUGAAGAUCAUUCUCUGGGGGAAAAACCAAACCAACCAACCUGCUUGAAUUUAUACAUAUGCAUUUACAUCAGAGUGCGUAUACAAUAUAGAAACAUAUAAAAAUGGCAAUAUUUACAUUUCAUCUACACUGAAUGGCUUGAAGCCAUUUCUUUUCUCUUAGCACUCUUUCAGCUCUGAAAUAAUUUGAUGCAUUGGUCUAUAAAUAUUAAUAAACCUGACUGUUUUGGGGUGCUCUUGAAGUUCAUUCUUAAAAGCCAGAUUUUCAUGGCGAAUGUUGUUAGAUUUAUUGGUUUAAUGUUCCUUAGCUUACUGAUCUUGCAGUUCUUGUGCAUAGAAAGACAACUCAAUAUACAAUUUUCCAUUUAAGGAUUGCAAAGAUAGUUUAUUAAUCUACCAAGAGCAAAUCCUAGUAAUGGUCAAAGCUUGUCUAUUUUGACUAUUAAUUCUGAUUAAUUGUACUUGCAUUCUCCCUCAUCUGGCUAACUUUAAAACAUUUCCAAAUUACAAAUAAAUAAUUCAAUUUGAAAAGAAAAUAAUUGUUACAUUGAAGCCUUGAAUAUAGUUCAUAACCAAAGCAAGGGGAAACUGGGGGUUUGUGCGGUUUUUUUUUUUGUUUGUUUGUUUUCCUGGGGGAAAGAAGAGAGUAUAGAUUAGAAUAUAUGGUACUGCUUAAAUUGAGGAUGGUGUUUUGUUUUUUUUUUUUCCCAAGUUCUCUGCUAAUUGUAUUGCUAAAAUGCACUUUUGUAUAGAAGACUGUCCUCUGUACAUUCUGUAUUUACUUUCCACAAUGUUUAUAGAGAUUUUUCUGAGGUUGUGAAGGAUUUACUGAAAGCUGCAAUGCUGGUGGCUGAUGCUGUUGACUUCAAGAUUUCAUUGUAUUUGAAAAUAGUUAUGUGCAUAUUGAAGUACAGGUUGGAAUUAAAAUUGAUGACAUAGCAAAGAUAUUCUGA